UUGAAGCUGUCAUUCUCCGUCGUCGCGUCGUCGUUGGUUUAUUUUCGUCGUUUCAUUUGUGUGCAGUGUGGAUUAAUUCUCUAAAUUGUGGAGACUUGCAAAAUUCUUUGUAACAUUAGACGUAUUUUCAUUUUUAUUUGUAUCGUCAAAUAAAUAGUCACAGUACUAUAAUAAGUAAUGUAACAAUUAUAAAAAUCGAAACAAUAAAAUCCUUUGUAUGGAUAUCUUCGAACCUUGGUCUAUAUAAAAGUUAUUUUUUACGUUUCUGGGACAAAGUCAAGAAUGUGCAGAUAGCAUAUGUCCCCCCUAUUUAGAAUAAAUUAGACGUUGAAACCGGAAAAAGUGUUAAAUAUUGUUCCGUAAAGAUGGCUCAGUUCAGUGUAAGACGCGAUGUUACUACUACGUACAUGGCACUGAACAACGAAACGACCCCGCCGCUGGCGAGCAUGACGGAGGACAGUGCUGCAGCUCCGACCAUGAUCACCCUGGAUCACGAACACGAAGACGCCACUAACGUUAUCAUCCACAAAGUGCCACAAACUAAGGGAGGAUGGACACACAUAGAAGAUCUCGAUUCUUUUUUUACAAGAAUGUAUAAAUAUUAUGUUUAUGGCGGCUUCUACCCAAUGGUUAUGUCCGAAUUAUUUUAUGCACUGCAGUUCUUAUUUAUAGUGUGGUUUUCUACAUUUUUAGUUCACUGUGUGAAUUAUCCAAAACUGUUUAGAGAAGACCCAGAUGCAAAUCGAAGUGUCAAACUAAGUCUCAAUGAUGUAGUAUACUCAUCUGCUGAAUGUGUGGAUAGAAUAUCAUGGAAAUGGUGGUUCCUCGUAACAAUAUGUUGUCUCAUUUGGUUGAUGAGAGUAGUUGUAUCUAUAUACAAUUUAUAUUAUGAUUAUGACACCAAGUUAUUUUAUAAUAAUGCAUUGAAAAUUAAAGAGAGUGAUUUGGCGUGGGUUAAUUGGUCUACGAUACAAGACCGGGUGCGGGAAGCUCAGCCAGAACACCAUAUGUGUGUCCACAAACAAGAGAUUAAUGAAUUAGACAUAUAUCAUAGGAUUCUUAGGUAUAACAACUAUAUGGUGGCAAUGGUGAACAAAAACUUGCUACCUUUGCAGGUACAUGUGCCUUGUAUUGGCGACUUCCACUAUUUGUCAAAAGGAUUGAAGUGGAACCUGGAGUUUUUAUUAUUUUAUAGUCCAUUCUCGCCGUGGGAGAACUGCUGGCAGCUCCGACAAGCAUAUAAAGACCACACCAAGCGGAUGCAACUGGCGAGACAACUGGAGAAACAGAUCAUACUCCUAGCAGCCAUCAACUUUCUACUCGCACCCCUCAUACAAGCCUGGCAAAUACUCUACUUCUUCUUCAAUUACGCCGAGUUAAUCAAGCGGUCGCCCGGGUCGCUGGGGCUGCGCACGUGGUCGCUUUACGCGCGCGAGACGCUGCGCCACUUCAACGAGCUGGAACACGAGCUCCGCGACCGGCUCAACCGCGCGCACAAGCCCGCCACCAAGUAUCUAGCCAGCUUCUCCUCGCCGAUCACCACUGUCUUCGCCAAGAACAUCGUGUUCCUGUCGGCGAGCGUGCUGGGCGUGCUGGUGGUGUUGUCUGUGUACGACGAGGACGUGCUCACGGUGGAACACGUGCUCACCAUCAUCACCAUCCUAGGCUGCGUGCUCGCUGCCGCCAGGGCGCUGAUUGGUGAAGAGGAACGACUCGGAGGGGGAUGCACGGGCCCCGCGCGCGGAGAGGAGCUGUUCAUACAAGUACUUGGCCACGUGCACUAUUUGCCCGCGGCCUGGCGUGGUCGCGCGCACACCAAGGAUGUAGCCGCGCACUUCCAACAACUCUUCCAAUUCAGAGCUGUGUACAUCUUGUUCGAGCUGCUGAGCCCGCUGCUGUGCCCGCUGGUGCUGCUGUCGCUGCGCUCGCGCGCGCUCGACAUCGUCGACUUCUACCGCAACUUCACUGUCUGUGUGCUCGGCAUCGGCGACGUCUGCUCCUUCGCCCAGUUGGACAUCCGACGCCACGGCCAUCCUGAUUGGCAAUCGCCUGGCAAAUUUGGAGACAAGAGCAAAGUGUGCAACGCCCAGUACAAGCAAGGCGAAGGUGGCAAGACGGAGCUGUCUCUAGUAGCAUUCUCGUGCCGGCACCCCGGCUGGCAGCCGAGCGAACCCGCGCAGCGACAGUUCCUACGCUCGCUGCGCCAGAGCAUGCACCACGCCAUACCGGCUAACAACGCACUUAACAAGACGAUGCUCGGCUCGUACAUCCAGCAGAGCAUAUUCGGCACAAACACGCCCCUGCCCGCCGUGCUCUCCUUCUACCAGCACCAGCGCGAGCCGCAGUUCAGGCUGCCGGAUAUGGAUGAAACUAGCGACGAGGACGAAGGUCCGGCGCCGGGCCCGACGCGGCCAUCACGCCCGCCGUCGAUGGGGCUAGCCGGGGUGAGCAGCGUCAUCGGGGCCAGCACCCUCGGACUGGACACGCCCGCCUCCGUGCCAGGCCCUGCAGACGAGGCACACGACAUGUCCGUCAGCACACUGCACCUGUACGACUUGCACCUCUCGCAAGCUCAGAACGUGUCUGCGUGUUGCACGAACAAGUGUAGCGAGCGGCGCGAGAGUCGCUGGGCUAGUGGUGAAGACACGCCGCUCCUCCACCGACCAUAACACACGCCGGCGGCCCGCGCGCCCGCGCCGCAGUGGGUGUAGCUGGCGCCUGCAAGACGCUAUCGAGCUGACAAACUAUUUUUUAUACACAUAAGACUAGUUUAGCUUACGCCUUACCACAAAAAGAUGCCUUAACACUUCGGUCAUUAUGUUUCUAGACGCGCAGUUCCAAGUAUCGUCCCCGCGUCAUUUCUGAUGUAUACCACUUCAAGUGUUUCGUAUAAGUCCUAACGUGUCAUACGGUUUAACCUAAUUUAAACCUGCUACAUUUUUCUUAUUGACUAAUUGUAAUAUUUUCAAUGUAUGGAAAUUAUACUUUUGUAUUUAAACCUGAUAAUUAUGGAAACGCGAAUAAGGACGAAACCAGGCGCAUCGCUAUUAUAAUGCCCCGAUUUGACGGUGUCAUUUGCUAGGCGGCAAUAGUGCAGCUACCUAUAUAUAAGAUAGAAGCUUCAUCAGAACUAUUUUUCGAACAACCUCAAAACAGAUCGACACGGGCCUAAAAGUGCUUUGAUCAACAGAACAACAGUAGGGGUGGUAUUAAUAUGUGACAGUUCUCGUAUAAAAACAGAGACUUGAGCAUGAUCUUGAGGGCAGUCUCAGCUGAGAUUCGUUUAUUAAUACCACCCUAAGUGUGGAUUGUACGGUCACAAAAUAUAUGUAUACUUUAAAACCUUGUCGCGUUAACAUAUUUGACAUUUACUUAAAACGUUAAUGCGACAUGGUUCUGAAGUGUAUACAUAUUUUUAAUGUUACCGUACAUAAGUUAACAGUGUUUAAAAUAAUGUCGGUUCAAGCUUUUCAGACACUGAGCUCACGCCCGAUCUGGAUAGAAAUGGUCACUAGAAGACUACUACUGUAACUACUCUAAAUGUCAUAUCCAUAGAUAUAUAUGUAACAUAGGUGUGGAGGUACACACUACAUGAACCGUAUGGUGACAACUCAUUACCCCUUGCCCAUAGUCUGCUAUGUUGGAAUUUGUCUUCUUUUUUAAACACUUUUAGACACGUGUGAUCAAUCCUAGCUUAUCUUCAUUUUUGUGGUAAGACAAAUAACGGGGGUUAAAAGGGACACAUCGAAGCAAUUCAUCUAAGAAAGCAAUAUUGCAAUUUGACAUAUGCGCAUAUAAAAGUAAGUGCGCAAUGCAAACAAAUGUCAAAUAGCAAUAUUGCUUUCUUAGAUGAAUUGCUUCGAUGUGGCCAUUUUGACCCCUCAAGGUUUGUGUGUAGGUCCUGCUGUUGGUCCGCCGUGUCAGUUGCUAAGGCUAUAGAUAAGUGAUUUUUUCGUUUACUUUGUGUAUUUUUUUGUGUUUUAGUUAGGUGGCGUGCGCGUCAAGAAUUAUUGUGCCUCUUUGUGUAGAUCACUAUAAGAGCAGAAAUAUCUGUUAUAGUCAAAUGACUUAUUUCAGAUCUAUAAUCGUUUACAUGUGCUUGUAUAAUGUGAAGUCGUGUGUCCAGGUCUCUAGCCACUGCUAUAAGCCGGUCGCACUUUGUACGAAUUUCCGUCGUACUCGUACGGUCACGAGCAUGGUACCAUGUCACAUUAAGUUUAUUUUCAAAAUUGAAUUGUUAAGUCUUAUUAAAUGGCAAAUAUGUUAAUGCGACAGGGUUCUAUAGUGGGUACAUUGUAUUGCUCAUGGCUGUACAGUAAAUACUGUAUGCGAAUACUCGACGACCAAUUCGCGCCGUGUAUGCGCGUUCCCUCCUCUCAUAGUACUUGGAAGGUUGGGAUUGUUCCUGCGUGUUCGUACGUGUACGCACACAACAAAUUCGUACGAAAACGCGUCUAAAGUGCGAUCGGCCUUAACACAUGACAGCUAACAGCCGACCCUACACCUUCGUAUUCUCAAAUCGAGUUUUCUAAUCAUAAAUACUUCCUGUUUGUUAAUCAUAAUACUUACAACUAGUGUUACAAAAACCCUUAAUAAACGCUAGAUGAUUGUGUUACGAUAGAUAAGGUAUACAAAUGGUGUACUUAAAAAUCUAUAAUAAGUGGAAAGAAUCCUUUCCAGAGGGCCUCGCUGAGUGGCAAACGUUCCCUGCUACACUCGCCAAGAAUAACCCGUACGAAUGGAGACGCCUCGCAGUGGCGCAUGUUCUUAACGAAAAGUGUUCAUUUCAUUCGGACGGGUUAUACGGUAGCAAUUGUAGACAUACGACAGGAAACAUUUGCAACUUGCUUAGGCCUUCUGACCGCUUAAUAGCGAAAGUCAAAUAACCUACUAUUUUUGGAUUUCAAUAUGGAGGAAUCCAUAUCGGAUUUGAAAUAUAAUAAGGUAAUUAUCUUCCCAAGCGCUCGCAAAACAUAUUUUUAUAUGACGAUUGUUUUAUGUUUAAUUUGCCUUGAUUCAGUGUUACAUUAGGUAAGGUCAUAUUUUGUCAAUAUCAAUGUAUGUGUCGUCAUGAUAAUGAAACUGCGAUAAGUACCAGAAAAAUCUUAAAUUACCAGUUGGUACGGUCUCGAGUACUAUAAUAUAUCGUAGAAUUAGAAAGUCACGUAAGAGCCUUUUGAUAAAUCAUAUUCGGAUGUGAUUUUCUUCGACAACACCUUGAUUUCGUUCAAUUAAUUUCAUUCUCGAUUAAAAAUAGCUUGACCAUUGCGCGGUUUUGUUAACAUUCUUCUUCUAUCUUCUAUCGUGUGGGUUGUAAGGUGGAUUAGCAACCUCAUCAACCCUGGUGUCAAGGUUACUAUUGAGCCGCCAAAGGCCCCUGACAUGGCUCAUGUAACGACUACUUACAUCAGUAAUUAGUAACCGGGACCAACGGCUUAACGUGCCUUCCGUAGCACGGAUCAUCUUAUUUUCGGACAAUCUGGUGAUCAGCCAGUAAUGUCCUAACCAAACUAGGAACCACAAAGUAAUUUUUGUGAUUUGUCCCCACCGGGAAUCGAACCCGGGACCUCCGGACCGUGAGCCCGACGCUCAACCACUGGACCACGAAGAUCGUUUUGUUAACAUUACUCCCUCCGUAAAAAAAAAUACUUUGUAGUCCCUAGUUUAGUUAGGACAUUACUGGCUGAUCACCAGAUUGUCCGAAAAUAAGAUGAUCCGUGCUACGGAAGGCACGUUAAGCCGUUGGUCCCGGUCACUAAUUACUGAUGUAAGUAGUCGUUACAUGAGCCAUGUCAGGGGCCUUUGGCGGCUCAAUAGUAACCUUGACACCAGGGUUGAUGAGGUUAGGACUCCACCUCACAACCCACACGAUAGAAGAAGAAGAAGACAUCCGAAUGUAGUUUAUCAAAAAGCACUGACGUGGUUUUCACUAUAAGGCGACGAUAUACAACUUAGAAGAACCCUAUCGUAUUAACAUUUUUGUCAUUAACUGAGACUUCAAACUCAAUUUGUCAAGUAAUUUAAUGCGACAUGGUUCUUUGUACAUAAUUGGAAUCGUGGCCGUACAAGUAGUACAUAGAAAAAUAAUAGUACAGAAAAGAUACUGUAACUUUAUAGAGAAAAGUCACUGUAAAGUAUUCUGUGAUACAUAUUUUUAUAUUCAAUUUAUAUAACGCUAUAAUAUGAUACAAAUAUGUUAUGAAUACACAAGAUGAGCUCGAUAGUUGUCAUUUGUAAGGUGAGGCUAACUGUACACCGAGUAUUCACUGACUACGAAGCAGGCUGUGGACAAGAAGUUCUGACGUGUCGCGUACGUGGGGCCGCCCUAUGGGCUGCUGCUGCAGUCGAACGGACGCCCCACAGUACGGUCACGUCUAAAUAUACGAACCUCGGAACCCUGUCGCGUUAACAUAUUUCCCAUUUACGUGAGACUUGAUCCGAAUGGCCAAAUAAGUUAAUGCGACAUAGUUCUAAUGCAUGUACGUAUUGUUAGACGUGACUGUACCUUUUGGAUUGAAUGUAUUUGUAGUUUUGAAUCGGAGAGGAUAUUCUAAAUGUGUAGUUUUAAUUUAGACGUAAGUAGAUUAGAGGGUGUGUCAGUGAAUAGUGUACGUCGCGGGACAUUACGUUUACAAACAAUGAAGUACCUUGAUUUUUAUAAGAACAUUACACUAAAUAGGUGACUACAAUUCAGCAUAAUAGUUAAUAGCAAUUUAUAAUGUUUCAGAGACGCACAGUUCGUUUAUGAUUAUUGCAAUAAUUCGUUGUGAUCAAGUAUUUGAAAUGAAAAUACAAAAAAAAAACAGCCUUGAUUAUAAAUUAUAAUGCUUUAGUAAAAUAGUUGUAAGUUGAAUCGAAAAUGUUUAGUCGGAUCCCAAGAUUGUACUAAGGGAUUAUAAUUACAUUGUAUUUUUUGUGUGUGAUGAGCUGUGAUUGUAGUGGACUACUGACGUUACCUGACUCACUGAAUGGCUGCAUCCAACCGUGUUCUAGGUUAUAAUUGUCAUUACUUUUCUUUUUUAUUAAACUUUAGUUAUAACAAGUGUGAGUGACUUGAGCAUUUUUGUUCUGUUUGCCUCUGUCUGCUACUGGGCAUAGACAUGUAUUUGUACAUACAUUCAAGCCCGUAAUAUCUUGCAGGCCGUCUUCCCCUCCCCCCUGCCCCGAUCUCAAUAUAGAGAUAAAUAUUUGGUAACAAGAUAUCUAGCUUAAUAACCUUAUGAUCCCAACAAAAUGCAAUUAUCCACAUAUGCGGAAGCUGGUUAUCUCUUUUGUAAUACAGACAUACAUACACCAUACCUGCCCACACAUUGACAGGAUAAUAACAAAUCAAUCCAACAAUAGCACCUUUUCAUUAGAAAUUCGUUGAGUAAGAAACUUGGAGAGAAUGAACGCGAGAGUUGUAAGGGAGAAUGGGCAUCUGCUCACAGGUAGAUAUGUCCUAUAAUACUUUAAUUUUGUACACUUUUGAAUAUUCUGAUAUUCUGUGUGUCAAAUAACAAUCAUCACAACUCUCUAGCGUUUAUCCCGUUUAUUAUUUGGUCCGUUGUGACACCUAUGAAUUUUUCAUAAAAUUCAAUUUAUAUAAAAUAACACAAUUACAUCUCAUUCUAAACAAAUAUGAGGUGGGCUUUCUCUGUAGCGCUGAUAUAUAGGAAUCCACCAAACACCGCAAGGGAGACAGAGACAACGAGGUCCUUCUCUCUCUCCCCCACGUUGUGAUUGGUAUAUUCUGUACGUCUCCGCUGCAGCACUGAAACAGAAGUUUCAGUGGAAAUCCAUUCUGAAUCUGUUACAAUGAUACAGUGUAAGGAGUUAGGUUUAAAUCUGAAAAAUGUCUAAGAUAAUAUAUGAUUACUCUAUGGUAAAACAAAAUAAGGUAUUCUCCUUUGACAAACGACGCCAUUUUGAGCGAAGAAUUUGUCAUCAAAGUGCUACCAUUAUUAGUACCCAACAUACUAAGGACUUAUAUGAAACUAAAUCAAAUUACUAUCAAUUAUUUACUAUCAUUUAAGACAUAUAUUUAGAAAAUAAGGGACUUUCCAGGCUACGUUUCCUAAAAGAAAGGCAGAUUGCUCUGUACAGAGUUGCCUUCAUUCGAGUUGGAAAAUUUCUACAGCGCCAGGGAAGAUAGUCUGGAUAGUUCCUUAUUAAAACUGCAAGUAAAUAUUUUAUUGAAAGUGCAAAAUUGCUCCGCAAAUAAAUUAAAAACAUUAGCCGUGGGUAAUUUUUUUACCUACUGGCAACAUAACCUGAGGACGUCAACUUUGCUUCGUUAUAAAAAAAAAACAAGAUUUGCUACCGGAAAUUGCAUUUGUUGUCAUUAAUGGGAAAAUACUUCAAAAUACAACGCAAAAUGUAGUAUCUUAUUUAUACCAUGGAUUACUCCACCUGGUGAGCUGGGCAAUGUUAGUGUCUAUUACAGUAACGAUACGAGUUGUUAUACAUUGGUGCUAAUUCCUGCAGACGCCAUCUAAUGUAAUUUUAAGUUAUACCUGUUAUUUUCUUAUCCGUUGAAAAAGAAAGAGACGGGUAAUCGACAGACAUACAAUUUAUGGAAUACACGUCAAUUUUAAGCAGAAAUCUAAAACAACCGUCUAAAAACUUUACAUCGGCCAAUCACCGGACAGAAUUAAGUAGACAGCACGUCCAACGGAUUCUAUACCAGCGAGAUGCCUAUUUUAUUCGCAUGGGUUAUUCAUUCACUUUAAAAUUAACUUGUUGGGAAUCAUCCGUCCCUCUCCUUUUCGGCGGAUAAGAAAGUGACGUGUAUAACUUAAAAUAAAAUUAAGGUGUCUGCAGGAAUCGGGGCCAAUGGCUGCAUAGCCAAUAAAUUAUUUGAUUGACUUCCUUGAACAUAGAAUAAUUUGGAAAAUCAUAUCUUGUAACUGAUGUAUGUAGAUAUAAAUAUGAAUCAUACGUUUGUGUGGGAUAAUGAUUGAAGUCAACGUGCUUGUUAUCGAUGACUUCUUGCCAAAAUGGCGCAGGUAUACCAUGCCGGCAAAAGGGUAGUGUCCGACAAGUUAAAUCAGAGGGAGCUUUCUGCACGUGGUCUUAAUCGAAACUAACGUCACAUCCUACCAAAACGUCAUUUUUGACAGUUGCUUUAUAUUGGGAAUAUGGAGGCCGUGCACACCAGCGCCCUCUUGUCAAUGCCAUCCAAGUGCCACGAGAUCCUUAUUGCCUUAUACUUCUUAUUAAACGCCAAAACAUGAAUUACUAUGGAAUUGAAAAACGAAAAAAAGAAAAACGCGACAAAAUAUCGAACUUACUGUUGCCUUUUUCUUGAAUUCAUAAAUAAUUUGAAUAGACACAUAAAUAUUUUCAUUAGUUUUAGACCAGUCUUUAUUUAUAAAUUUGAAUUUCAUCAUUUGUCUUAGACUAGGACACUACCCAAAACAUUUAUUAGGUCUGCUUGCCCGAAAUAGAUUAAUUAUUAUUAUUAUGCAAUGUUAAAAUACGUACCGUAUUACGGUAACAUUUGUGCUUGUAGAACACUAAUGAUUGCUGCACAAAGGGUGAGGCAGCAAAACAAGCCGGUUGAGGGGAGUGAAUUUGUAAGCAACCGCCAUAGAUUUCAUGUAACAAAUAGACCAAUCUCUGUAAAAAAGUGUCCGCGGCGCACAUUGUCACAAGACACGGCGUGUGACGACACUGUACAACCUACAACCGAUAUUGCACUUUAUUUGAACAGCCAUAACAUUUUAUCUACGUUUGCAACACGGUUCGGACUAGUGUU
Messenger RNA from Pectinophora gossypiella (pink bollworm), 9739 nucleotides. RefSeq names its product autophagy-related protein 9A (gene Atg9). Gene Ontology annotation, cellular component: phagophore assembly site; autophagosome. Gene Ontology annotation, biological process: autophagy of mitochondrion; protein localization to phagophore assembly site. The coding region runs from base 366 to 2669 and encodes 767 amino acids. Lineage: Eukaryota; Metazoa; Arthropoda; Insecta; Lepidoptera; Gelechiidae. The record is from RefSeq and is a predicted model, not a curated record. The transcript is spliced from 16 exons.